CUAGCAUCACGGCUGCAGGCUUCUGCUCAGUUUGGAGUUACUAGCGUCACCUCAACUGUAUGCCUGCUUGAAGGUGGUUUAAAAACAGGGGCACAGCAGCACAAGGAGUCUGCAUGUCUGCAUAGACAUGCUCAGCUUUGUGGAUACUCGGAUUCUGUUGCUGCUUGCAGUAACUUCAUACCUAGCAACAUGUCAAUUGCUUUUCCUGCUGCAGGGCCCCCGAGGAGACAAAGGACCUCGAGGUGACCGGGGUCCCCAGGGACCUAAUGGAAAAGAUGGAAAACCCGGACUCCCCGGCCCCGCUGGCCCCCCUGGUCCCCCUGGACUUGGAGGAAACUUUGCUGCUCAGUAUGAUGGCGUUAAGGCUCCUGAUCCCGGUCCUGGACCCAUGGGUAUGAUGGGAAACAGAGGCCCUCCCGGACCUCCUGGACCCCCUGGUCCUCAGGGACACACCGGACACCCUGGUGAGCCCGGAGAGCCCGGACAGACUGGACCCGUUGGUCCUCGUGGCCCCCCUGGACCUCCUGGCAAAGUUGGAGAGGACGGUAACAAUGGCAGACCUGGCAAGCCCGGAGACAGAGGUGUCCCCGGUUCUCAGGGUGCUCGUGGAUUCCCCGGAACCCCUGGACUUCCUGGAAUGAAGGGACACAGAGGUUACAAUGGCUUGGAUGGACGCAAGGGAGAGGCCGGUUCCGCUGGAGCCAAGGGUGAGUCCGGUGCCCAUGGAGCUGCUGGAAGACCCGGACUGGUUGGACCUCGCGGUCUGUCUGGUGAGAGAGGUCGUGCUGGCCCUGCUGGCCCUGCUGGUGCUCGGGGUGCCGAUGGCAACACCGGACCCGCUGGUGCUGCUGGACCCGUUGGUGCUGCCGGUGCCCCAGGCUUCCCCGGCGGUCCCGGACCCAAGGGAGAGGUUGGAGCUGCUGGUGCCUCCGGUCCCUCUGGACCUCAGGGAGCAAGAGGAGAGCCUGGUGCCAAUGGUGCUGUUGGCCCCGUCGGUCCCGUUGGUAACCCUGGUGCUAAUGGCCUCAAUGGAGCCAAGGGAGCUACUGGUACCGCUGGUGCUGCUGGAGCCCCUGGUUUCCCUGGACCUAGAGGAGGACCUGGACCUCAGGGACCUCAGGGUGCCGCUGGUCCCAGAGGCUUGGCUGGAGAUCCUGGUGUUCAGGGUGUGAAGGGAGAUGUUGGUGCCAAGGGCGAGCCUGGCAGCGCCGGACCACAGGGAGCCUCUGGUUCUCAGGGUGAGGAGGGCAAACGUGGACCCACUGGCGAGGUUGGUGCCAGCGGCCCUGCUGGUGCCCGUGGAUCCAGAGGCUCUCCCGGUAGCCGUGGAAUGCCCGGUGUUGAGGGACGAGUCGGCCCAAUUGGCAUGCCUGGUGCUCGUGGUGCCAGUGGUUCUGCCGGAUCUCGCGGAGCCCCUGGAGAUGCUGGCCGUGCUGGUGAGCCCGGACCUGCUGGUCUUAGGGGUCUGCCAGGAAGCCCAGGAAGCUCUGGACCCACAGGAAAAGAGGGACCUUCUGGUCCUGCUGGACAAGAUGGCCGCACCGGUCCUCCCGGCCCAACUGGACCAAGAGGCCAGCCCGGAAACAUCGGCUUCCCUGGACCCAAGGGAGCUGCUGGUGAGCCCGGCAAACCUGGAGACAAGGGAGCUACCGGAGCGACUGGACUGAGAGGCGUCCCUGGACCUGAUGGCAACAAUGGAGCUACUGGCCCCAUGGGAGUUACUGGCGGUCCUGGUGAGAAGGGAGAGCAAGGACCAUCUGGAGCUCCUGGUUUCCAGGGUCUGUCUGGUCCCGCUGGUGGUGCUGGAGAGGCUGGCAAGCCCGGAGACAGAGGUAUCCCCGGAGACCAAGGAGUCGCUGGACCCGCUGGUGCCAAAGGCGAGCGCGGUAACCCCGGUGCUGCUGGAUCUUCUGGACCUCAGGGACCUAUGGGAGCACGUGGACCUGCUGGAGCUCCUGGUGCUGAUGGUGGCAAGGGAGAGCCUGGCGUUGCUGGACUUGCUGGUGGCCCUGGACACCAAGGAGCUGGUGGCAUGCCCGGAGAACGUGGAGCUGCUGGUCCCCCCGGAGUCAAGGGAGAGAAGGGAGAGGCUGGACACAAAGGACCCGACGGCAAUCACGGCAGAGAUGGUGCCCGUGGUCCCCAAGGACCCAUUGGACCUCCUGGACCCACGGGAGCCAAUGGUGACAAGGGUGAGUCUGGAUCCUUCGGACCCUCUGGCCCAGCUGGAGUCCGUGGUGCCCCUGGCGAGCGUGGAGAGGUUGGACCUGCUGGAGCCCCUGGAUUCGCUGGACCCCCUGGCGCUAACGGUCAGACCGGAGCAAGAGGAGAGCGUGGACCUGCUGGAGGAAAGGGAGAUGUUGGCCCCUCUGGCCCUGCUGGCCCCGCUGGACAAUCUGGACCUUCUGGUCCUUCCGGACCUAGUGGACCCACUGGUGGCCGUGGAGACAAUGGUCCUCCCGGUCUGGCUGGUUUCCCUGGACCUGCUGGCAGAGCUGGACCUGCUGGACCUGCUGGUAUUGUCGGCCCCCCUGGCCCUGCUGGUCCCGCUGGUAAGGAUGGUCCUCGUGGUCUCCGUGGCGACCCAGGUCCCGCUGGUCAAAGCGGAGAGCAGGGUAUGGUCGGAGCUCCCGGUCCUGCUGGAGAGAAGGGUUCUUCCGGAGAGUCGGGUCCUGCUGGUGCUCCUGGUCCUUCUGGAACAUCUGGACCUCUUGGACUUCAAGGAUUUGUUGGUCUUCCUGGAGCUAGAGGAGAUCGUGGUACUCCUGGCGGUCCCGGUGGUGUUGGAGAGCCUGGUAGAGUUGGACCUGCUGGUGCCGCUGGACCUCGUGGUGCCCCUGGCAACAUUGGCAUGCCUGGUAUGACCGGACCUCAAGGAGAGGCUGGACGUGAGGGUAGUUCUGGUAACGAUGGACCUCCUGGUCGUCCUGGUGCUCCUGGACUCAAGGGAGAUCGUGGUGACCCUGGUCCCGCUGGUGCCCUCGGACUGGCUGGUGCUCCCGGACCUGCUGGACCAAGUGGAGCCUCUGGAAGACCUGGAAACCGUGGAGAUGCUGGCCACUCAGGCCAUGCUGGAGCUGCUGGAGCCGCUGGAGCCAGAGGUGCUGCUGGACCCGCUGGUGUCCGUGGAGAGAAGGGCGUUGGUGGAGACAGAGGAGACAGAGGAAUGAAGGGUCUUCGUGGACACCCUGGUCUCCAGGGAAUUCAAGGACCUUCUGGAGCCCCUGGUGACACCGGAGCUGCUGGUCCUAAUGGACAAUCUGGACCUAGAGGCCCUGCCGGACCCCACGGACCCCCUGGUAAGGAUGGUAGAGCUGGUGCCCAUGGUAGCAUUGGCCCUGCUGGUCCUCGUGGACCCCCUGGACACAUCGGCCCUGUUGGUCCCGUUGGACCUGCUGGUCUGCCUGGACCUGCUGGCCCUGCUGGUGGCGGAUAUGAUCUUUCCGGCUAUGAUGAGUACAGAGCUGAUCAGCCCGCCAUGAGAGCUAAGGAUUACGAAGUCGACGCCACCAUCAAGUCCCUGAACACUCAGAUCGAGAACCUGCUCACCCCUGAGGGAUCCAGGAAGAACCCCGCCCGCACUUGCCGCGACAUCAAGCUGGGCCACCCCGAAUGGACCAACGGAUUUUACUGGAUCGACCCUAACCAGGGUUGCAUCAACGAUGCCAUCAAGGUUUUCUGUAACUUCGACUCCCGUGAGACUUGCAUCCAUGCCCACCCCGAGAGCAUCGCCAAGAAGAACUGGUACAGAAGCACGGAGAGCAUGAAGCACGUGUGGUUCGGAGAGACCAUCAACGGCGGUACCGAGUUCACCUACAACGACGAGACCCUCAGCCCACAGAGCAUGGCCACCCAGCUGGCUUUCAUGCGCCUGCUGUCCAACCAUGCUAGCCAGAACAUCACCUACCACUGCAAGAACAGCGUCGCCUACAUGGACGCCGAGACCGGCAACCUGAAGAAAGCCGUGGUUCUUGGCGGCUCCAACGAUGUGGAGCUGAGGGCCGAGGGCAACAGCCGCUUCACUUUCUCCAUUCUGGAGGACGGUUGCACUAGACACACUGGUGAGUGGAGCAAGACAGUGAUUGAGUACAGAACGAAUAAACCAUCUCGCCUGCCCAUCCUCGACAUUGCACCUUUGGACAUUGGUGGAGCUGAUCAGGAGUUUGGUUUGGACAUUGGCCCAGUCUGUUUCAAAUAAGUAGACUCAUGAUAAAUUAACACCCCAAAAGAGAGAAAGAACGAAAAAAAAAGAAAUCUCUGCCCUUUCUUUUCGUGUUUUUGUUUUUUUUAAAUGCUGAUUUCUCACUGCGCAUCCACUUGCUUAAGAUGGGCAACUAUCGGAGAGGACUGAACGGACUGAAAGGAGCGAUCGUGCAAUGCAAAUGAAUACAGCAACCCAAAGGGACGCGGGAAAACACCUUGUUGUGGGACAUCAUGUCAUCCUUUUGUAAAAAAUCAAAGAAGUGUAAUAAAAACGCUGAAAGUA
This is a messenger RNA of Nerophis lumbriciformis (worm pipefish), 4486 nucleotides long. It is a transcript of the gene col1a2, whose product is annotated as collagen, type I, alpha 2. Gene Ontology annotation, molecular function: extracellular matrix structural constituent. NCBI's taxonomy places the organism in Eukaryota, Metazoa, Chordata, Actinopteri, Syngnathiformes, Syngnathidae. The record is from RefSeq and is a predicted model, not a curated record.